Molecule: messenger RNA, 849 nt
Organism: Trypanosoma theileri
Lineage: Eukaryota; Euglenozoa; Kinetoplastea; Trypanosomatida; Trypanosomatidae
Exons: 1
Coding region: 1-849 (282 amino acids)
Source: RefSeq, a predicted model, not a curated record
AUGCAGUUGCGACGUGUAUUGUAUUUUCUGGCUCUAAUUAUGAGUGUUGCCUCUGUUUGCGUGGCGGCAGGUGAGCCUGGACAGCCUGACGGUCCUGUUCCUUCUAUUCAACCUUUACCGGAAUCAGGUCCUAGUGGUUCUUGCCCUAAUGGCACCCAACCUUGUCCUGCUGCCGCCGCCGCUGCUGCCGCUAAACCUGCUACUGGUUCAUGUCCUGAUACUGGAUCUACUGGUGCUGAUACUGGUGAUACUUGUACUUCUCCUGACAGAGAUGCAUCUGGUAGUAAUGGUGGUGGGGAUCCAUCUAAAGCAAGAGAACAUGAUUUAACAGGAAAAGAAGGUCAUCCUUCUUCUGUUAAAGAUCCUGCUGCUGGUGAAGGAGGUCGUGCUGGUGCUCACGCUGACCAGGAAACUCCGGGCCCUCGAGGAGAACAAGAGGCUGCUGCACCUACUGAUACUGCUAGUAGACCUGAGGCACCUGCAAGUGCACCUAACACUGGAAUCAGCAGAAACAGUGAAGGCAGUGAAAGUAAAACAUCACAACCUCCAUCUUCUCCUAACGGUACAGCCCCAGCGGGUGAUGCUGGUUCUAAUGCCGUAUCGAAUGAGAACGAACGUACAUCUGAAGGGACGGAAGCAACAAGUACCCAAGAAGGUGAUGUUGGAAGUGCCAACUCCUCAACUACCACCACCACCACCACCACAACAACAACAACAACAACACUUCCUCCUGAACUCACAAACAACAAGAAGGGUGAUGCAGACAGCAGCAGCAGUAGCAGCAGUUCUGUGUGGGUGCGUGUACCACUACUGAUUGUGGUUACACUGGCCUGUAUUCUUGUGUGCUGA